Metarhizium brunneum ARSEF 3297 is the source of this 606-nucleotide messenger RNA. Lineage: Eukaryota; Fungi; Ascomycota; Sordariomycetes; Hypocreales; Clavicipitaceae. The record is from RefSeq and is a predicted model, not a curated record.
AUGGCCCAGCUGGACGCCGGUAAGCACCUGUAUUUCAUACCAGAGUCACAGAUCUGUGGACGCAUCCGUCCCCAUCGGCAAGGCCAAGGGCUCUUCUCGAUCGAGGUUGGUGCCGCACACGCUGCCGACGUAAUGAUGGCAGCUAUUCCUCGCGGCGAGGAGCUACAGAUUCAACUUUAUCACGACUCGGACACGAUCCCCGCAAACCAGAUGAAUUGGAUCCGCCAGACUCUGGAAACGAUACAAGACAUUGUCCAGCAGAGUACGGGCACGUGGCCCGCGGCAACGGGGUCGUCGCCAUUGAGCGUGGGCGAGGCACAAUACGCCCCGGCACGAUGUCCUUCACAAGGCGCCAGAGAUGUCGUGAUUCAGGGGUGGAAGGAACUAGGGCUGGCAGUUGGCCUGGGAGACAAAGGUUCCAUAUUCGCUGACGAUGCUGACAUUGUCAGCGCCAAGCUACUGAGCGAGUACUACCAGUAUCGCGGGUAUAACGUCUCCGUCAAGGACGUUAUUCGGCAUGCGAGUCGCCUGUUGCAAGGACACAUGUUGGAUGGAAAGAGCCCGCCGAGGACCCUGCAAGAAGAAGGGGCAAUGCGUCGCUGCUAA